UCCACACAUUGGUGUGGUUUCACUGCUAAAUGCUCUGAAUUCAAGCGAUGAUCUUGUCCUCGCUUCCAUGGCGAUCCCAUCCCUCCGGCCAUGCUCUCAUCCCCCCUUAUCACGGCUCAGGCUUCUUCUUCAUCGGCCGGCGGUUGCGUUCCUCUGAUAAUGUGCUGAGGCGUCUGAUAUGAACGGCGGUGAUGUUGUUGGUUCAAUGUGUUCGUUUUCAAAUAGUUUGAGUUCAUCAUGGAUUAGGGUUCCAUUUCAUGGGAGGAGUAUGUGGAGAGUUUGUUUUAGGAAAGAAGGGAACUUGAAUGGUUGUAAAGGUUUGUCUUUUGAGAAACAAUAUGGAUCAUUGAUCAAACCAGUUGUUAAUGCUGAGCUGAAUGGCUUGCUUCAGCUUCCCAGUGAGGAUAAUGCUGGGAACUCUGAUUUUGGGGUUGAUUCGGGCUGUUCUGGUGAUCAUUCUUUUGAUGUAGAUGAUAUGGAAAGGCUGAGAAGAAGGAAGAUAUCAGAAGCAAAUAAAGGGAAAGUUCCAUGGAACAAGGGCAGGAAACAUAGUGCAGAAACCAUUCGGCGGAUCCGUGAAAGGACUAAGAUUGCAAUGCAAGACCCCAAGGUUAAAAUGAAGUUAACAAACUUGGGGCAUCCUCAGAGUGAGGAGACAAGAGUUAAAAUUGGUAUAGGAAUUCGACAAGGUUGGCAACGGCGCCGUAGAAGGUUUCAGGUCCAAGAGAAGUGCUUCUUUGAAUGGCAGAAUAUUAUUGCAGAAUCAUCUAGGAUAGGUUGUGUUGGUGAACAAGAAGUGCAAUGGAAUUCAUAUGAGAUCUUGAAGGAACAACUCAACCAAGAGUGGUUGAAGAGCAUUGAGAAGAGGAAAACCAGGCCAAAAGGAAGCAGAAGAGCUCCCAAAUCCCUUGAGCAGCGGAGGAAGAUAUCAUUGGCCAUAGCUGCCAAAUGGGCAGAUCAAGGAUACCGUGAGCGAGUUUGCUUGGCACUGGCUAGAUAUCAUGGAAAAUCUAUUGGAGCUCUAACGAAACCAAGGAAAAACUCAUCUGGUGGAAUUCAAUCUCAGGGAGAGGGGCGAAAAACAAAGAAAGCUAUGAAGUUGACUGAGAAAGUAGACAAUGUGACAACAGAAACCAAAGGAGUGACAUUUAGAAAUACUAAAAAUACUCCCCUUUCUUAUACAGAUCUGUUAUCAGAUUUCAAGCUGGCGUUUAUAAAGCAAAUAAAAGUGAAAAGGGAAGCAAUGGAAAAUCAAAAGAAACAUGCUCUCGCAAGAGCAAAGCUAUUGAUUACGGAAGCUGAAAAAGCUGCCGACGCCCUUGAACUGUUUGCAGAAAAGAGCCCUUCUGCCUUUGCUGCACUUAUGGAAGCCAGGAAGAUGGUUGCCGAGGCUAAGCGAACAAUUGGAAGUGUAGACAUCAGGGAGUUGAAUACUCAGGCCAAUGGACAUGAUGCUGAAAACCUCUUGUCGAACGAAAAUUUGUAUGAAUUCUCCAGUUUUGACAACUCCUUACGAGAGCCAGAAAAUGCAGGACAAAUAGCAGAUGCAGUGAAUGAUUUACGUUUCAAAGCUGCUCCUGCGAAAAACACGAAAAAAUGGGUGCAGGGAAAGCUUGUUGAAGUUCAAGAAGAUUAAGAAAAGCUCAAAUGUGAACUGCAAACGUACAAUUUGAUAGUUUAGCCUGUUUGCUAACUUUUGUCCUUUGUAUAUAUCACUUCUAACAUCUUUGAAACUGCAUGAUAAAUUGCAAAAUGAAUUAGGUUUUGGUCCA
This is a messenger RNA of Dioscorea cayenensis subsp. rotundata (Guinea yam), 1772 nucleotides long. RefSeq lists its product as uncharacterized. NCBI's taxonomy places the organism in Eukaryota, Viridiplantae, Streptophyta, Magnoliopsida, Dioscoreales, Dioscoreaceae. Gene Ontology annotation, molecular function: DNA binding. The record is from RefSeq and is a predicted model, not a curated record. The transcript is spliced from 7 exons. The coding region runs from base 179 to 1636 and encodes 485 amino acids.